AUGUCGCCUCGCCCCUCCCCUCGUGUAGCAACAUUCGCUGCGGCCGAGGAAGGGUAUAGCGUCCGCUUGCAGAAGGGCAAGAGCGAGCUCCCAGAGCUCAACCUCGACCUUGGCCUUGACUUGGACCUGGAUGCCCUCCGCCGGCCGUCGAUACUCAUCCAAGACAUUAUCGCCACAGGUGGUCUAUCGGACCACAACGCGCCUUUGUCCGCGCGGUCGUCUCCAAUCACUCCGGCGCCUCAGUAUCCAGGAUGGGUGUCUGAGGUAGUUGCACCAUUGUCGGACUUCAUUGACCAAACGCUCGAUCCCCGCACGCUGUUCGGUGAGUUCCGAGAGAUUGGAGAGGGUGAGAGCGGUAGCGUGUAUGCCGCGCGCGUUCUCGUCUCAGAACGUAGGGUUGCCGGCCCGAGCUUCGUCGCGAUCAAGAACGUACCACUCCUUCCGUCGGGUUCGCCGAAGUUGAUUGACUUGCAGCGGGAGUUGAGCUUGAUGCGCGACGUAACGCAUCCGAAUAUCCUUAGCAUGGAAGGGCUUUUUGUGGAUGUGGUUGAGGAUGCACUGUGGAUCAAGAUGGAAUUGAUGGAGCGCAGUUUGGCGGAUAUCAUAAUGCUGGUUGAGGAAGGCAUUGCCGUGGAGGAAGGACCUAUUGCCCGGUUUGCGUGCGACGUCUUGCAUGCUCUCAGUCAUCUGCAGUUGCUGGGAAUCGCGCAUCGAGAUUUACGCUCAGAUAAUCUAUUGGUGAAUUCCGAGGGAGUUGUAAAGAUCGCUGACUUCUCGAGUGCGGUUCGAGUGUCUCGCAAUAAGCCGACACGAAGCGAUCCGGCCGGCGUAAUUUAUUGGCAGCCACCAGAGAUGAGGCAGGGGACAUACAACGCCCUAAAAGUCGACGUGUGGUCUCUGGGCGCAACCGUAUGGGAAUUGGCCCAGGCGGAGCCUCCAUUCUCCAAUACCACCGAUCCUGGACAGAUGGCUGACCGAUGGCCACCACUACUUCAACCUGAAAUAUACUCACGAUCUUUUCACGAUUUCUUGCAUCUAUGUUCGCAACCCAGCUCGUCACGACCAACCCCAGAUGAACUUCUCAAGACGCCAUUCAUUCGAAGUGCGGGCGGACGCCCCACUGUCCUUCAGUUACUGGCAGAGUGCAGAUCAGUCGAAGAACGAUUGUCUCGACGGCAGAGUACUGACUCGGAUGGGACCGUCUCGUUAUCAUAG
This is a messenger RNA of Postia placenta MAD-698-R-SB12, 1215 nucleotides long. RefSeq lists its product as hypothetical. The coding region runs from base 1 to 1215 and encodes 404 amino acids. The record is from RefSeq and is a predicted model, not a curated record. The transcript has 6 exons. Gene Ontology annotation, biological process: protein phosphorylation. Lineage: Eukaryota; Fungi; Basidiomycota; Agaricomycetes; Polyporales; Adustoporiaceae. Gene Ontology annotation, molecular function: protein tyrosine kinase activity; ATP binding.